Molecule: messenger RNA, 2037 nt
Organism: Phalaenopsis equestris
Lineage: Eukaryota; Viridiplantae; Streptophyta; Magnoliopsida; Asparagales; Orchidaceae
Product: beta-hexosaminidase 3-like
Exons: 15
Coding region: 30-1670 (546 amino acids)
Biological process (GO): glycosaminoglycan metabolic process; carbohydrate metabolic process
Cellular component (GO): membrane
Molecular function (GO): beta-N-acetylhexosaminidase activity
Source: RefSeq, a predicted model, not a curated record
AAACAAUAUAUAAAUAAAUAAAUCCUUUCAUGCAGUCUGGGCGUUAUAUCUGUUUUUUGACUUCUUUUCAGAUCUACCUAUCCGUUGUUACUGAUUGCUGGAACAUGGGUGGAGUUUGCGCUGCGAUUCUUGUUGGCAUUUUGUUGGGGUUUUCUCUUCUUGCAAAUGGUCUUAACCUGUGGCCGAUGCCGGCUUCAGUGAGCUAUGGAUCGAGCACACUUUAUUUGAGCAGAAAUUUCCGGUUGAGAACUGAUGGGAGCAAAUAUUCAGAUGGUUCCGGGAUUCUCAACGAUGCCUUCUUGAAGAUGGUUGAUGUUAUCGGCGAUGCUCAUGUAAUUGAUGGCAUUGUGCCUAGCUCUGGUGUGCUUGAUGGAUUGCACGUUCAAAUUUUAUCGGAAGAUGAUGAGUUAAACUUUGGCGCAGAUGAAACUUACAAGCUAUCCAUUCCUGCAAGCAACAAAGAAACGUACGCCCAAGUUGAGGCACAAACUAUUUAUGGAGCACUUCAUGCUUUAGAGACUUUUAGCCAAUUAUGCUAUUUUAAUUUUACUAGCAAAAUUAUUGAGCUUCAUUCAGCACCCUGGAGGAUUAUAGAUCAACCAAGGUUCCCUUAUCGUGGUCUUAUGAUAGACACAUCAAGGCAUUAUCAGCCGCUGUCAGUAAUUAAGAAGAUCAUUGAUUCCAUGGCCUACGUGAAGUUGAACGUGUUACAUUGGCAUAUUGUAGACAGAGAAUCCUUCCCUUUAGAGAUUCCUUCAUAUCCAAAUUUGUGGAAUGGUGCUUAUUCUUACUCCGAGCGGUAUACAAUUGCUGAUGCUCGUGAAAUCGUUCAGUAUGCUCAAAGAAGAGGGAUAAAUGUUCUCGCUGAGAUUGAUGUGCCAGGGCAUGCUGUUUCUUGGGGUUUGGGAUAUAAUUCUUUAUGGCCAUCCUUUGACUGUCAAGAGCCACUCGAUGUCAGUAAUGAGUUUACAUUUCAAGUUUUAGAUGGAAUUCUUUCAGAUUUCAGCAAGGUUUUCAAAUUCAAAUUUGUCCAUUUGGGCGGUGAUGAAGUUAAUACAACUUGUUGGAAGACUACACCUCACAUAAAGAAAUGGUUAAGGAAAAAAAGGAUGAAUGAAUCUGAUGCUUACGAAUACUUUGUCCUAAGAGCACAAAAAAUAGCAUCAUCCCAUGGCUAUGAAUUCAUUAAUUGGGAGGAGACGUUCAAUGAUUUUGGCAAACAACUUAGCCCCAAAACUGUGGUUCAUAACUGGCUUGGUCGUGGAGUUGCUGAAAAAGUAGUAGGUGCGGGACUAAGAUGCAUUGUUAGCAACCAAGACAAGUGGUAUCUUGAUCACUUGGAUGCCACAUGGGUUGGUUUCUAUAUGAAUGAACCACUUGUAAAUAUCACCAAGCCUGAGCAACAGAAACUAGUCCUUGGUGGUGAAGUAUGCAUGUGGGGAGAAACGGCAGAUGCAUCAGAUAUAGAGCAAACAAUAUGGCCCCGCGCUGCAGCAGCAGCAGAGCGUCUAUGGACCCCAAUUUCGAAGCUAGCAACAGAUCCCAAGAUAGUUGCACCCAGAUUGGCUCAUUUCAGAUGCUUACUCAACCGAAGAGGAGUCGCCGCUGCGCCGUUGUUUGCUCCUGGUAGAGGCACUCCAACGUUCACAGGCUCCUGCAUCCAACAGUAAUCACAGAGCACCUCUUCCGGAUAUCAACCUUGGACUAUUUAUUGGGUAUUAGGCUGCAAAAUAACCUUUUUAUAUAAAUGAGAGAGGGUGGGGUGGGGGUGGGCAUGUUUGUAUUCUCUAUUCCAAUAUUUUAAAUGCUGUAAAAAUAAAACGAAACUGCAAGACACAAAUCAAGCAGUUUUCCUUUAUUGCCUGGUUAACUGUAAUCUACUGCUUUCCUUAAAAGUGUGCGUAUUGCAUAAAAUAAUCUGCUGGUUCCCAACUAAAGCUGAUUCCUCUCUAUAAAACUGAAUUAUGUUAAUGCACGGGACUAAUCCCAGUAUGCAUACAAUGCUCCAGAACCAUUCCCGCUGCAAAUCUUUUCACG